CCCCCACUGUUCCUUUCUACAAGAAAUAUGAGAAAAAAACCCAUCUUGAGUUUUUAUCUUUUUUGGUGUUUCUGAUUACUUUUGGGUUGUUUGGUCAAGUGGGUAUAAAACUGUGUUCAGUGUUUUACCCAAAUCAAUAGCACAUAAAAAGGCCCAAUUGGCAAAGGGGAAAGGAAGGAAAAGAGAGAGAAAGGAAAGGAAAGAGAUGGGUUAGGGGGAUGGAAUUGGGAACAUUGAAGGGCAGGGCCUUUUGGGAGAGGCAGAGAUAUCAGGUAUCAGUGUGGUGGCAGCAGCACAGUCAGGAACAGGAAAUCAGGAAGCAGGGACAGAGUAAAGAGCCAACAACCCAUUAACAGGAAAAAGUGUUCUCCAUUAAAAGCUGGAACAGGAAAAGCAAAAGGGCUGGAGUCUGGAUCCCCAAAGGAAUCAUCUUCAUCGUCAUCCUCAGCAGCACCAUCAAACCCUGGUUCUAAAUUCAAGAGAAGGAGGAGAAGGAGAAGAAGAAGAAGACCCACAAAAGCAGUUGUUUUUUCAAGGUCAGCAACAGCAGGACCAGUAUUUGUAUGCAAGAUUGGGAGAGACUCAACUGUUGCAGCAACCAACACCGGCGGCAGCAGCUCCGAGGAAACGGUCUUACUUUCCAUCUUCUUCUUCAACUUUUGGGCAGCAAGGAACCGAAUAUGCGAGAAAAAUGGGGGAGAGUCACCGCCAAGCUGCAACAUCGUCAAGAUUGGGGAUAAGGCACGCCGCCGGCGAGAUCGUGGAGGUCCAAGGAGGGCACAUUGUUCGAUCGACGGGGAGGAAAGACCGCCACAGCAAGGUCUGUACCGCAAAGGGUCCGAGGGACCGGCGCGUCCGGCUAUCGGCUCACACCGCUAUACAGUUCUACGACGUCCAGGACCGUCUCGGGUAUGACCGACCCAGUAAGGCAGUCGAUUGGCUCAUCAAGAAAGCCAAACCCGCCAUUGAUGAGCUCGCCGAGCUGCCUCCGUGGAACCCAGAAACAGUGACGAACACUGUCCGGACUCAAUCGAAUAAUCAGCAGCAACCCACGACGAGCAAUGAGAAGGAUUAUCAGUUUCAAAUCCACCAAGGUAACGUUAUUGAGAAUCUCGCUGCAGGUUCAGGAAGCAGCCGGAGGACGGCUACGAUAGUGGGGAGUGAAGUUCAGAAUCUUCAACAAGGGGAAAUGGGUGAAAAUCCGAACUUCCUCCCGCCGUCUUUAGAUUCUGAUACAAUCGCCGACACAAUCAAGUCAUUCUUCCCAAUGGGUGCGUCAACGGAGACGCCGUCGUCUUCAAUACAGUUUCAGAGUUACCCACCAGAUUUGCUGUCAAGAACCAGUAGCCAGAGCCAAGAUCUGCGCCUUUCGCUGCACUCAUUUCCGGAGCCGAUUCUUCUGCGCCAACAAGCUCCGACUCAGACGCACCAGAGUGAGCCGGUGCUGUUCUCCGGAAGCACCCCACUAGGGGGCUUUGAUGGGUCCUCUGCUGGAUGGGAGCACCACCCACAUCCGGCAGAGAUUGCCCGUUUCCAGAGAAUGGUGACCUGGAACACUGCUGGUGCAGAAACUGGUAGUGGAAGUGGCGGCGGCGGUGGUGGAGGACUAAUCUUCGGUUCUCCACACCCGCAGUCGCUGCAGCCUUUUUUCGGCCACAACAACCAGUUGUUUUCUCAGAGGGGACCCCUUCAGUCCAGUAACACGCCCUUGAUUCGUGGUUGGAUAGAUCAGCCAAUUACCGCCACCACCGAUCACCACCACCACCACCACCAUCAAAUUCCACAUACCAUUCAUCACCAACCUGCGAUUUCCAAUAUCGGAUUUGCCUCUUCUGGUGAAUUCUCUGGAUUUCGCAUUCCAGCACGAAUUCAGGGCGAAGAAGAGGAGCACGACGGCAUGCACCAUAAGCCGUCCUCUGCUUCCUCUGACUCUCGCCAUUGAUUGAACAAUGAAAAAGCCAAAGUCUUUUCCCUCUAUCAUGGGUUUACAAUUAUUCAACACAAAAUUGACGAGGAGAUGAUGGAAAAUUGUUUCUUGACUGCUUUGAGGAUAUAUUUUGGUGACUUGGAAUCAAUGGCCAAUAACGCGGGAAGAAAUCUGGAUGGAUUUCAGGUUUUCCGAUCCCGGGUUUGUUUAGUUUUUAUGAUUUCAAUUGAUUGUACUGUUGUUGUUCUUGUAUCUUCAUGCUUGAGUGAGCUGCUAGAGCUGAACUUUGCUUGAUGAAUUUGCUAUGUAUUUCGUGUUGCUAGACUUUGAAUGCCAUGAGUGUGUGUUUGGUGUUAUUGCUGCUGUUGGUAGGAUUUCUAUUAAGA
Messenger RNA from Rubroshorea leprosula, 2313 nucleotides. The record is from the annotation of a GenBank genome assembly. Lineage: Eukaryota; Viridiplantae; Streptophyta; Magnoliopsida; Malvales; Dipterocarpaceae.